This is a messenger RNA of Pieris napi, 1511 nucleotides long. Its product is annotated as trimethyllysine dioxygenase, mitochondrial-like. The coding region runs from base 266 to 1375 and encodes 369 amino acids. Gene Ontology annotation, cellular component: mitochondrion. Lineage: Eukaryota; Metazoa; Arthropoda; Insecta; Lepidoptera; Pieridae. Gene Ontology annotation, molecular function: trimethyllysine dioxygenase activity; iron ion binding. The record is from RefSeq and is a predicted model, not a curated record. Gene Ontology annotation, biological process: carnitine biosynthetic process. The transcript has 8 exons.
CAGUCUCUCUCUAACAACGAUUUUGAUCACUCAAAGCGAUCUUUUCUAAAAUAUUGCAAUAGAUUAUCCAUAAUUUGUAUUAAUUUCUAUACGGAAAAAGCGAUAUCCUCUGACAAGUGUGACCCUGACCGUUGCAGUUGAUGAGAUUUUAAUAAUAUUGUUAUUAGUUACGAUAAACUUUAUGCAUUUAGUAUAAUUUAUAAGAUAUUCCUGGAAGUUAUCGAUCACAGUGAACACGUAAUUAUUUUAAUAACAGUAUUAUAAAAUGGCAGAAAUAAAAGGGGUAAAUAGGAACGGAACAGCAGUGAAAGUAAUUUUUGACGAUGGAUAUGAUUUAACAUUCGAAGGUUGCUGGUUGAGGGAUCACUGCAGGUGCCACGAGUGUUACGAUACAAAAACAAAACUAAGGACUGCCCACAUUUUGGAUAUUCCUGAAGUUGAUAUUGAUGAAGCCAUGUGCAAAGAUAGGAAACUCAUAAUAAAAUGGUCAGACAGCCACGUAUCGAGUUAUAAUGGAGACUUCUUAUCAGAAUUCAAUUACGAAACGUGGAGCAAGAGUCGGAGGAGUUCACCGAAACUCUGGCGGGGCGAUGAUAUCGUAAACAAAGUCGCUAAGGUCCCGGUCAAGAAAUUUCUUAACACUACUGAUGGAGCAUCUGCUGUAUUCCAGUCUUUACUGGAUUAUGGAGUUGCUUUUAUAGAAGAUGUCGAACCAAGUCUAGCAGCUACGGAAGUAGUGUGCAAGGCAUUAGGAGGUGUUCAGCAUACAUUAUUUGGUGGUAUGUGGGAGAUCAGCCCGGAACCAGGAAACAAUGAUACCGCUUAUAUGAGCGUGGGUUUACCUCAGCACACAGAUCUUUCAUCCUUCACUGAGCCAGCGGGGCUUCAAGUAUUCCACUGUAUACGACACGAUGGCUCUGGUGGAGCGAGCGUUAUCUCAGAUGGAUUUUAUGCAGCAAUGAAAUUGAAGGAAGAAAACCCUAAAGAUUUCGCUUUCCUGACCACAUUCAAGGCGGAGGCUGAUUACCAGUUCGAUGGUCAUUAUUUUAGACACGCUGCACCGAUGAUUGAACUGGAUCAAUAUAAUGAUGUUCGUCUAGUAAGAUUCAAUACGCAUGACCGUUCCUCUAUGGCAUUUGAAAGUGGCGAGCAGUGCAAAAACUAUUACCGGGCAAUCAGGAACUUCGCUAAGCAUAUUGAAAAUAAAGAAAAUCUGUGGACAUUUAAAUUAAAACCAGGACUCAUCAUGGUCUUUGAUAACUUCAGGGCUUUUCACGGAAGAACUGAGUUUACAGGAAUGAGAGUUAUAGUUGGCAGCUACGUAUCACGUACUGAUUGGCUCGACAAAGCUCGAAGCUUCAAGCUUAUUCAGUAGUAUACUUGUAUAAAUCUUGUACUUAUUUUUUUAUAUAGUAUGUGAAAAUUGGAUUACUAUUUACAUUAAUAUGCACUCUAAUAUGCACCAACUCUGUCCAGUGUACACAUGCCUGAAUACAAGAAUUAAUGAAAUA